AUGAUUCAUUCACAUAGCAGAAGUCGUAGUAGAAGUAGAGAGAAGUAAUUGAGACCCUAAGAGACAUGCCAACAUAAUUUAUAACAAAUCAAAAAGGUUUUUAUGGAUGUAACAAAUUUAUACAAAUAUUCCAUUAGGGUAGACCUAAUACUAAUCCAGAAGAUGUUAGAAAAUAUAGAUAAACUAAUAGAAUCUUCAUCAAAUCAGCUCAUACUUUUGUUCCUGAUCCUAUACUUAGAUUUGAGGAUGUAUACUGUUUUCCUAGACCAUUAUAAGAAUUAAUUGUAAAGGCUGGAUUUCCAGCUCCAACUCCUAUAUAAGCAUAAAGUUGGUCUAUUGGUUUGACAGGUCAUGAUUUAAUUGGUAUUGCUUAAACAGGAUCUGGUAAAACUUUGGCAUUUCUUUUGCCAGCCAUAAUCCACAUUUUAGCUUAAUUGAAAUAAAAUUCAGACCCAUAAUGUUUGAUUAUGGCUCCUACAAGAGAACUUACUAACUAAAUUUAUGAGCAAUUUACAAAGUUUUCAGUUGGUUCUGGAUUAAAAGCAGCUUGUUUAUUUGGAGGUUAAGAGAAAUUUAUAUAAAAAAAUUAAUUGAAUUAACAUCCUCAUAUAUUAAUAGCUUGUCCAGGUAGAUUAAUUGAUUUGGUUGAAUCAGGAAGUACAACAUUGAAAGGAAUAACAUUUUUGGUAUUGGAUGAAGCUGAUAGGAUGUUGGAUAUGGGAUUUGAACCAUCAAUAAGAAAAAUAGUAGCUUAAACUAGAGCAGAAAGAUAAACAAUGUUAUUUUCAGCUACUUGGCCAAGAGAAGUUUAAUCAUUAGCUUUAGACUUUUGUACACAAUAACCAAUUCAUAUACAGAUUGGUAGUCUGGAUCUAACUAGCAAUAGAUAAAUUUAAUAAAAGGUGGUCAUUUUAACUAAGGAAUAAAAGGAAGAAAAGUUAAGAGAAAUUCUGAAAUCAUUAGGAUCAAGAAAGAUCUUAAUCUUUUGUUAAACUAAAGUGAAAUGUGAUUAAUUAUAACUUUACUUGAUUCAAGAAGGUAUGAGAUGUAAAUCAUUGCAUGGAGAUAAGAGAUAAUCAGAAAGAGAUUUUGUAAUGAAUAGUUUCAAAAGAGGAGAUACAACUGUAUUGGUGGCAACUGAUGUAGCAUCUAGAGGAUUAGAUAUUAAGGAUAUUGAAUUUGUAAUUAAUUUUGAUAUGCCUAAAUUAAUAGAGGACUAUGUUCAUAGAAUUGGCAGGACAGGUAAGAAUAUCUUUAAAUUUAUAUUAGGUAGAGCUGGGGCUUAAGGUGUAUCUAUUUCAUUAUUUGAUUCGUAUGAAGAUGCCAAAUUAGCAGGAGAUUUGGUUGGAGUAUUAAGAGAAUCAUAAAAUGAAGUGCCAAAUGAAUUAUCACGUUUAGCUAAUGUGAAUAAUCAAGGUUACUAAAAUUAUCGAAAAUGGAAUGCUCCAUCAGGUAAGAUUUAAUAUUGCACUUGA
Molecule: messenger RNA, 1475 nt
Organism: Paramecium pentaurelia
Lineage: Eukaryota; Ciliophora; Oligohymenophorea; Peniculida; Parameciidae
Source: the annotation of a GenBank genome assembly